AUGUUUUUCUUCAAGGCAGCCGCUGCAGUCACAUUGCUCGCUGGAAUAACUUCAGCUCAAGUAGCGAAGACUCUCUGUGGUGGAAAGAAUUACACUUAUGACUCUCUUGCAGGGUACGGAUUGGUACCGAGUAACGCUCGAGACAAAUUCGGUGACACUCUAGGCGGAUGGGGUUCAGCUAUUGCACUCGAUAGAGCACAAUGGAAAAAGCUCCCGGAUGGAAGCUACACUGGUAUCCUCUAUGCUUUGCCGGAUCGAGGAUGGAAUACACAAGGCACACUAAACUACCAGUCACGUAUCCAUAAGUUUACUAUCGCUUUCAAGCCUGCCCCGGAUGCCACUGUUACAAAACCUGCUGGAAACAACUUAGUUUUCACAUAUGUCGACAGUUUACUCCUCUUCGCACCAGACGGAGUCACGCCCACCACAGGUCUAGACGCCGAUGUUAGCGGCCAUCUCUCUUACCCAGGCUUUCCAGAUCUUCCUGCUGCGACUAUCGUGGGAGAUGGGUGGGGAGGACCUGGACCAGGUGGCAAACGUCCUUCUGUCGAUGGCGAGGGAUUAGCUCUUGGUGCAAAUGGCAGUUUCUGGAUAUCUGAUGAGUAUGGUCCAUACGCCUAUCAUUUCGACAGUAACGGCAAGAUGCUUGCUGCCAUACGCCCAAAUGAUGCCAUAAUUCCAAUGCGCAAUGGCACCGAGUCCUUCUCAGCAGACGCAGCCGAUAAUCCUACAGGUCGCUCAAACAACAGAGGAUUCGAAGGCAUGGCCAUAACCGGAGACGGCCGAAACCUCUAUCUCCUAUUACAAACCGCCGCAAACCAAGAAGGUGGACUCAAGAACCCAUCUCGUCGAUAUGUCCGUCUCGUAAAAUACGACAUCUCCGUCCCCUCCAAACCUCGAUACGCCCGGGAAUUCGUCGUCCCACUACCGUUCGUCGACGCAACCAACUCAAAAGUAGCAGGACAAUCCGAACUCUUCAACAUCCAAGACGGCUCAUUCUUCGUUCUUUCCCGUGACUCAAACGCUGGACAUGGAGCAGCCUCAUCGGAAUCGCUGUACCGUCAUAUCGAUAUAAUCAACAUCGACACCGCAACAGACAUCAAAGGGAGCACCUACGACUGCGCAACCUGCAGCAUCGCCUCCGCGAAAGGCGUGCUUAAACCGGGCAUCACACCCGCCGAAUACUGCCCUUUCAUCGACUUCAACCUCAACUCCCAACUCAACCGUUUCGGUCUCCAUAACGGCGGGGCUCAAGACGCGAACCUGCUUAACGAGAAGUGGGAGAGUAUCGGCAUGGUACCUGUAGAUGGAUUGAUUGGAGAUGAUGAUGAGUGGUUCGUGUUCAGUGUUAGUGAUAAUGAUUUUAUCACGCAGGAUGGUGCGAUGCAUUUUGGGCAGUUGCCGUAUAAAGAUCCGUCGGGGUAUAACCUUGAUAGUCAGGCGUUGGUUUUCAAGGUUAAGUUGCCGGUGCAUUCGAGGCCUUUUCCGAGAGGUGGUAGCUAG
This is a messenger RNA of Glarea lozoyensis ATCC 20868, 1503 nucleotides long. RefSeq lists its product as uncharacterized. Bases 1 to 1503 code for a protein of 500 amino acids. The record is from RefSeq and is a predicted model, not a curated record. Lineage: Eukaryota; Fungi; Ascomycota; Leotiomycetes; Helotiales; Helotiaceae. The transcript has 4 exons.